Linum tenue is the source of this 1466-nucleotide messenger RNA. The record is from the annotation of a GenBank genome assembly. Lineage: Eukaryota; Viridiplantae; Streptophyta; Magnoliopsida; Malpighiales; Linaceae.
CCACCAUCACAUCAGUUAUACACAAAUCACCCAAAAACAAUUCUAUCUCCCCUCAAACAAACAAACAAAAAAAAAUGUCACAGAAAAAUGGCGACCACAAUCUCGCUGCACUUAGACGCGCCCCAACACCAGGAAAGGCAACUCUGCUCGCAAUCGGCAAGGCUUUCCCAAGCCAGCUCAUUCCUCAAGAAUGUCUGGUCGAAGGUUACAUUCGUGACACCAAAUGCGACGACCCUGCUAUCAAAGAGAAACUCGAACGGUUAUGCAAAACGACAACCGUGAAGCGUAGGUUCACCGUGCUGUCCAGGGAGAUACUGGACAAGUACCCGGAGCUGGCGACAGAAGGUUCGCCGACGAUCAGGCAGAGGCUGGAGAUCGCGAACCCGGCGGUCGUCGACAUGGCGGCGGACGCCAGCCUGGCGUGCAUCAAGGAAUGGGGGCGGCCCGCGGCUGACAUCACCCACCUUGUCUACGUGUCGUCCAGCGAGAUCCGCCUCCCGGGUGGGGACCUCCACCUCGCCACGCGCCUCGGGCUGCGGAGCGACGUGGGGCGCGUGAUGCUCUACUUCCUCGGCUGCUACGGCGGCGUCACGGGGCUCCGCGUCGCCAAGGACAUCGCCGAGAACAACCCGGGGAGCCGCGUCCUCCUCGCCACCUCCGAGACCACCAUCCUCGGCUUCCGCCCGCCGAGCAAGUCCCGCCCCUACGACCUCGUCGGCGCGGCGCUGUUCGGCGACGGCGCCGCCGCCGUCGUGGUGGGGGCGGACCCGGUGGAGGGGAAGGAGGAGGCGCCGUUCAUGGAGCUGAGCUACGCGGUGCAGGAGUUCCUCCCCGGGACCCACGGGGUGAUCGACGGGCGGCUGUCGGAGGAAGGGAUCAAUUUCAAGCUCGGCAGGGAUCUGCCGGAGAAGAUUGAGGGGAACAUCGAGGAGUUUUGUCGGAAGCUGAUGAGGAAUGGUGGGUUGGAUUGUGGGGUUGGGUUUAAUGAGUUGUUCUGGGCGGUUCACCCGGGUGGGCCGGCGAUACUGAACCGGUUGGAGGGAAAGCUUGGGUUGGAGGAAGGGAAGCUGGAUUGUAGCAGGAGGGCGUUGAUGGAUUAUGGGAAUGUGAGCAGCAACACGAUCUUUUACGUGAUGGAGUAUAUGAGGGAGGAGCUGAUGAAGAAGAGGAAGGGAGGAGAAUAUAAGGAGGGUGAAGAAGAAUGGGGGCUGGGAUUGGCUUUUGGGCCUGGAAUCACCUUUGAAGGCGUUCUUCUUCGUAGUCUAUGAACCGUAACUUUGUCUUCUGUGAUCUAUGCAGAAGUUACUAUGAACUAAAUAAUAAUGGAAUGUAUUUUCGUUGAUUUUACUGUUUUGAUUCCUUGUGAGUUAAAAGGAUUAUCCCUUUUGUGUCAAACUAAGUUACCCGCUUAAACAUAGCUCUAUAGUAACGGUUACGUGUUUAUGAGCUAAAUAGAUUCCAAUUAA